CCUUCGCCGUCCGCCGGCAGAGCCAAGAUGGCGGCGGGGAGGAGGCUGGCGGCCGGGCUGGGCGGCCGCUUUUGUCAUUUGGGAUUAAAAGAUGUUAAUGCAGCAACUAAACGAUCUCUGCAUUUUGCUGCCCAGCGGAAGCUGCUUCUUCCACCUGCCAAACUACAGACCAAAGUGCGGUCUAUGUUUAUUCAGACACAGGACACUCCAAAUCCAAACAGUCUGAAAUUUAUCCCAGGGAAACCAGUCCUGGAGUCCCGAACUAUAGAAUUCACCUCUCCAGCCUCCACAUACUGCUCGCCCUUAGCAAGACAGCUCUUCAGGAUUGAAGGAGUAAAGAGCAUCUUCCUUGGGACAGAUUUCAUCACUGUCACAAAGGAGAGCGAGGAGCUGGACUGGAACUUAAUAAAGCCGGAUGUUUAUGCAACUAUUAUGGAUUUCUAUGCUUCUGGCUUACCUGUCAUUACUGAAGAGGCACCUCAUUCUGAAACAGCUCCAUCAGAAGAAGAUGAUGAAGUUGUAUUAAUGAUAAAAGAACUGCUGGAUACUAGAAUAAGGCCGACGGUCCAGGAGGAUGGCGGGGAUGUUGUAUUUAAGGGCUUUGAAGAUGGGAUCGUGCAGUUACAACUGCAAGGCUCAUGUACAAGUUGUCCCAGUUCCAUCAUAACGCUGAAGAAUGGGAUACAAAACAUGCUGCAGUUCUAUAUUCCAGAAGUAGAAGGUGUGGAACAGGUUGUUGAUAACGAUAAUGAAGAACAAAUGAACUCAACCUGAAUUGAGGAAAUCUUUGGACUUUUCUAAAUGAGCCACAUAGUAGAGAAAAAAAUCUCAGUUGGCAUCACUCUUACUAGGCACCUUUCAAUUGCUCUUAUUUCUGCUUCAUGAUUUUAAGGAAACAAUAGAAAAUAUUCAUAGAGGUUGGAUUGCCAACUUUUUUUGUUUGGGUUUUUUUUUGAACCAAAGUACAACAAUGUUUGAAUGUGGACAGACUGUGGCAUUCAUAAAAUAUUUCCCCCCUUAUUUUGCUUUAGGUAGCUUCUACAUAUUUUGAAAGCUGAUGUACUGAGAAAUACUGAUUAAUCUGAGCCCUUCCUGUUACUCAGAAUCAGAUCUGUUUUGAGUCCCUUUAUCAAUCUACUUACAACUUCCUCCUCCUAUAAAUGCAAGAUGCUGUAGCAAGUGAAAUAACUAAACUCGAUCUUUUAUUUUGCUUUGGUCUUGACCUUAUUGUACAGUUUUCACCUUUUGAACUGUCAUUGAACCAGUAAAGCAUCAGUGGCA
Messenger RNA from Varanus komodoensis (Komodo dragon), 1281 nucleotides. RefSeq names its product NFU1 iron-sulfur cluster scaffold (gene NFU1). The record is from RefSeq and is a predicted model, not a curated record. Gene Ontology annotation, cellular component: mitochondrion. Gene Ontology annotation, biological process: iron-sulfur cluster assembly. Gene Ontology annotation, molecular function: iron-sulfur cluster binding; iron ion binding. NCBI's taxonomy places the organism in Eukaryota, Metazoa, Chordata, Lepidosauria, Squamata, Varanidae. The transcript is spliced from 8 exons. The coding region runs from base 28 to 774 and encodes 248 amino acids.